CGGUGCCAACUCUGUCGUCGACGUAACUUCAAACGCCGUGUCCACCGAUCCACAUUCCAUUGGUGUCAUAACUCAAGUCGCGCCACCAUGGUCAGCAGUGUCGAGAGCCCGCGGUCGUCCGUGACCGACACGGCGUCGUUCAUUGGCAAGGCGUCGCCGCCGCUCUGGUCGUACCUCAUCCUCAUCAUCUCCGUCCUCGCCAUGUCGUCCGGUGGCAUUUGGUUCGCGCUCCUCACCGAGACGCCGCCCUUCAUGCAAGCGUGCUGGCGCCUCCUCCUCACGGCCUUUCUGCAGUUCUUUGGCCUUGUGUAUGAGCUCAAGACCGACAAGGCGCUCGAUGCUGCGUUUUGGGCGCGCUACAAGGCGUCGCUGCCGCUGCUUUGCAUCAUUGGCCUCUCGCUCAGUUUUCACUUUGGCGCGUGGGGCUGGAGUGUCGCCCAUACCUCGCUUUUGGACUCGCUCCUCCUUGUUCCAAGGCCGCAUGGCCCCGCCCAUUGA
Saprolegnia diclina VS20 is the source of this 498-nucleotide messenger RNA. RefSeq lists its product as hypothetical. The record is from RefSeq and is a predicted model, not a curated record. The transcript has 2 exons. Bases 88 to 498 code for a protein of 136 amino acids. Lineage: Eukaryota; Oomycota; Saprolegniomycetes; Saprolegniales; Saprolegniaceae.